AUGGCGCAACACUCCAACAUCGCCCGGUCAGCUAUCCUGACGUCGGCCAGCCAGCCUGAGCAUCAGGAGCAGAGAAAUAAUAUCAACGAGGGCUCAAAUUCGGGAAAAGAAGGAGCUCUUAUGCCUCCGAAGACUGUGGUCAACCGAGCGCUAGGUAAUGACUUGCAUUCCGAUUCCCACAAAUCCUCGCAGCCGCCCAAGGGCGGAGUCGGAACUGCCCUGACAGACACUCCGGUUUCUACCGCACCCCCGUCUCCACAGAUCUUGGGCCAGAAACACCCCGCUGGUACUCCCAACCGAGUGCGAGCUACUACCCUCGACAUUCCCGGCCUGACCAAGUCCAAGGUCUCUCCAGAUGGCCGAAUUGCCCAGCGUGAUGUCGGUGCGAAGCUUGUCAUUGUCAUGGUCGGUCUUCCGGCUCGUGGCAAGAGUUACAUCACAAAGAAGCUGGCUCGUUACAUGAACUGGCUCCAACACGAUACCGAGAUCUUCAACGUUGGACAGCGUCGUCGUGUGGCUGCUGGCAAGUCCCCUUCACCCAUCCCACACGAACGAAAGCCAAGUGCCGUUCACAAGGAUCUCGUGGACUCGGUGCGUCGUUUGAGUGUUAGCGUUGGCACCAACCAGAACCCGAACGAAACCUCCCCACCGGAGAACGCACCGGAGAACGAAGCACUGCUUCCUCCCCCCGUCGUGCCGGCCAAGAUUCUGGUCAACGGCGAGGAACCGGAGCAAAUAUCCCAGAAUGGCAGCACCGUCAUUCCCUCCACCGACGGCGGCCCUGUGCUGUCCCAGGAAGAUGAAGAAGCUAUCAAAGAGGCUUCACCCGAGCCCAUGGAUCAAACUGCCAACUUCUUCGACCCUCAGAACCAGCGUGCCGUCAAGAUGAGAGAACAGGUUGCCCUGGACACCCUGGAUGAGCUGCUUGAUUACAUCCUCGACGAAGGUGGUAGCAUUGGUAUCCUCGAUGCAACAAACAGCACCAUGGAACGCCGCAAGGCUAUCGUCGAUCACAUUCGCGAGCGCGCCGGCUCCGAGCUGAACAUCCUGUUCCUCGAAAGCUCGUGUGUUGACCAGGAUCUGCUCGAGGCCAACAUGCGCCUGAAGCUGUCCGGUCCCGACUACAAGGGGCAGGAUCCUACCACCGCGCUGGUUGAUUUCAAGAAGCGUGUUGCUCUCUACGAGAAGUCCUACGUACCGCUCGGCGAAUAUGAGGAGAGAAAUCGCAUGGCAUACAUUCAAAUGAUUGAUGUCGGUCGCAAGGUCGUUGCCCACCAGACCCAUGGUUUCCUUUCCUCGCAGGUUGUCUACUACCUGCUCAACUUCAAUCUCUCCCCUCGCCAGAUCUGGAUCACCCGACAUGGCGAAAGUAAUGAUGAUGCCGCAGGCCGCAUCGGCGGUGACUCUGAUCUCAGCCCGAACGGCAAACGGUACGCCAAGGCGCUGGCUCGCUUUGUGGAUCAUCAACGCCAGCAGUGGGAGAACUACCAGCGUCAGAAGGACCUUCUCGCCCACUUCCCGCCUCGUCCUGGUGACAGCACACCCCCUAACCCAACCCACACCCCCCGCGAGGGUCCGCGCAACUUCUGCGUGUGGUCUUCGAUGAUGCAGCGCUCCGUUCAGACCGCCGAGUACUUUGACGAGGAUGAUUAUGAUGUCAAACAGAUGAGGAUGUUGGAUGAGAUCCACUCCGGCAAGAUGGAAGGAAUGACCUACAAAGAGAUCCAAGAGCGCUACCCCGACGAAUAUGCCCACCGCAAGAGGGACAAGCUCUUCUACCGCUAUCCCGGCCCUGGUGGAGAAAGCUACCUUGAUAUCAUCAACCGAUCGCGUGCCGUCAUCGUUGAGGUGGAGCGCACUACUGACCACGUGCUGUUGAUCGGUCACCGAUCUGUCGCCCGCGUCCUCCUGGCCUACUUCCGUGGUCUGAAACGUGACGAGGUUGCCGAUCUGGAUGUCCCCAUGGGUGUCUUGUACAUGCUCGAGCCCAAGCCUUACGGAGUCGACUUCAAGGCCUACCGAUACAAUACCGAGAGCGACUGGUUUGACUACUUGCCCGAUUACGAGCUGCACCAGGUCAAGUCUCUGACGACCCAUUAA
Penicillium brevicompactum is the source of this 2100-nucleotide messenger RNA. Its product is annotated as 6-phosphofructo-2-kinase PFK26. The record is from RefSeq and is a predicted model, not a curated record. Bases 1 to 2100 code for a protein of 699 amino acids. Gene Ontology annotation, molecular function: ATP binding; 6-phosphofructo-2-kinase activity. Gene Ontology annotation, biological process: fructose 2,6-bisphosphate metabolic process; fructose metabolic process. Gene Ontology annotation, cellular component: cytosol. NCBI's taxonomy places the organism in Eukaryota, Fungi, Ascomycota, Eurotiomycetes, Eurotiales, Aspergillaceae. The transcript has 2 exons.